Messenger RNA from Botrytis cinerea B05.10, 1268 nucleotides. RefSeq lists its product as hypothetical. The coding region runs from base 388 to 975 and encodes 195 amino acids. The record is from RefSeq and is a predicted model, not a curated record. The transcript is spliced from 2 exons. Lineage: Eukaryota; Fungi; Ascomycota; Leotiomycetes; Helotiales; Sclerotiniaceae.
GAUGAAAAUCAUUGCCUUUUCCCACUGUGUUUGAAUUAUUUUCCUCUUUUUAACAUUCACCUUCGUCCCUAGGACAAAUCGAAAUUGUGAACAACAAGUCUCGCGGUACUUCCAACGAAGCAAUUUCAGGUGUGAUAUACAAGAAGUUUCCAUUCGAACGAAUCGAUAAUUCCCUCCGAGGCCUAACGGUAAUUUCGAGACUCAAAAACACAAUUUGAAGAAUUAAGACAAAAACCUUUCAUUACAAUUGAUCUUUGACUUUCUUUCCAAGCCCCACGACACUUGCGACGUUCAACAGAGCAAUAAGAGAAGCAGAAUCAAGUAACGAACAUACAUUUGGACUUCCAAACUCUCGGGAAAAUAAAACAAGUAGCAAGAGACAGAAAGAUGCAGCACUCGAAGUACUUUGUCGCCCUUCUCAGCGUCUUGCUCUUCCUCUCAAGCGACAAUGUAGUUGAAGCUCGCCGAGUCAAUCGCCGACAAUCUCCUUGCACCCCCUCUUCAGCCCCCGGCUCUUCUGCACCGCCUUCCACCACUUCCACCACUUCCAAGGCACCUCCAGUGUCGACAAGCACCUCUACAACCGCGAUCAGCACCUCCGCUCCUACCUCUCCACCAUCUUCUCCCGGUCCACCAAACCCACCUGUCUGCAACAUGCAAUCGCCCGGAAUCUGUCAACUUGCCACUAAGUCCAACUUUCCCACUAGACCCCUCGUCCAAGAUGCUUGGAUCUUCAACCCAUCCUGCAAUGUUAUCGGCGGAACAACUAACAUUCCUUUGUAUAAGACAUUCUUUUUGGCUUCACAGUUGCCUUAUGGCGUUGUGAUGAUAGGAAAUAGUCCUACAGCAUCUCCAAGUUUCGAUUACGCAGGCGGUCAUUAUGGAGUUGGUGGUACGGAUGGUGGAAAUCCGGGUUGGUGGUGUGCAAUUGAGGGGGAUGGUACUUAUGCUUGUUACGCGCAGUUUAAGUGUUAGAACGCAGUGGAGGUGUGCCAAUUCUUAUUCUCAAGAAUAACUGUGACGUUUGAGACGUCAGGUGGCAGAGAUAGGCUGGGUUGGAACAGGUUGAAGUUGCUUUGGAGAUGGUUUGCUGAAUUUGCGCAUAAUACUGGCUAAGGUUGUUCAUAGUUGGAAGAUAAUAGGAAACAGAAUGUUAGACUGAGAAUGCUGUUAGAUUGAUAUGACAGAUAGCAUUAUUAGCAUCCGGAUUUCCAAUAUAUGCGAGAAUCUUUACAGCCCACGACUUUGAUAAUUCAGGAUGUGCUCCA